GGAACCUACAGAGGGUCUGUACAAAAAGCUUUUUACACACAGUACUUGGUUUUUACACAUCCAACACAGUCACCUACCAAUUUAAUUAGCUUUACUAAAAGCAAUCUAACCAAACUUAAUUGCUGCACUUCACUGCACUGCUCUCUCUCUCUCUCUCUCUCUCUCUCUCUCUCUCUCUCUCUCCAUGGACUUUCAUCUGAAACAAUGGAGAAACCAGCAUGAGUCAGAAGAGGAACAACAUUCCACAAAGAUGCCAAAACUUGUUCUUCACCACCCUGCAGAAUCCCAUCAUCAACAAUCUUCUGUUCCUCCUGCACUCCCUUUCCUUGUUCCUCAUUCCAACACCAAACUCACCAACUUGUCAGAUUCAAUAGCAUUACCACAUUCCAAUAUCACCAACAGAUCAUUUCCCAGAAUUGGAAGCCAUUUUAGCAUAUCUCAAUGGCAAGAACUUGAGUUACAGGCUUUGAUAUUUAGGUACAUGUUAGUUGGUGCUUCUGUUCCUCCUGAACUUCUUCAACCUAUCAGGAAAAGUCUUCUUCAUUCAUCUCCUUACUUUCUUCAUCACCCUCUUCAACAUUAUCAAUCCACAGCUUUGUUGCAAGCAGGGUAUUGGGGAAGAGGAGCAAUGGAUCCAGAGCCUGGUCGUUGCCGGAGAACCGACGGUAAAAAGUGGCGGUGUUCGAGGGAUGUGGUGACUGGACAGAAGUACUGUGAAAGACAUAUGCAUCGUGGUAGAAACCGUUCAAGAAAGCCUGUGGAACUUCCCACACCAACUAGUGCCGGUGGUGGUGGUGGCGGCGGUGGCGGUGGAUCUUUCUCUGCUUCACAGUCUCUUGCUACUGCCUCAUUGAAAUCUCCUUUUAAUCUUCUUCAUCUCAAUGAACGUUCCUAUGGGACCAAGAAUGAAGACAAAAGCAGCUUAUUUGAAAGCGAAGAUCAUGUGGGUGGGGAUGGAAGAUCAGGUGGGAAAAUGCUAAGACAUUUCUUUGACGAUUGGCCAAGAUCACUACAACAAGAGUCUGACAAUGCUGAAAACAACAAUGGUGGUGGGUCAUCAUCCACAUGUCUCUCAAUUUCAAUGCCAGGAGGAAAUAACAACACUUCUUCUUCUACUUCAGAUAUAGUAUCAUUGAAAUUGUCCACUGGCUAUGGAGAAGAACCAUGCCCAAGAAAUGUUAAUGUGGGCCUAGAAACUGAGCAACAACAACAACUUCAAGUGAAUUGGGUCGGUGGAUGGAAUUCAGGUAAUCAAGUGUCUUCAAUGGGAGGACCACUUGCUGAAGCACUUAGAUCAUCCACGACAACUUCUUCACCUACUAGUGUUUUGCAUCAAUUGCCACGUUCUUCUGCUUCUGAAACCAGCUACAUUAGUGCCUAAGUUUAGUAGUUUGCUACUUUAAUUAGCUUGUGUUUAGUUUCCACUUUUGGAGAAUUCUUGGACCACUGACAGGGGCUUUGUAUCAAUCUUAUGAACUAUGUUUGUUUUUUAUUUGUUGGGAAAAAGAGGGAUAAUUUAUAGCCUUUUUUCAUCAA
Trifolium pratense (red clover) is the source of this 1536-nucleotide messenger RNA. RefSeq names its product growth-regulating factor 3. NCBI's taxonomy places the organism in Eukaryota, Viridiplantae, Streptophyta, Magnoliopsida, Fabales, Fabaceae. The coding region runs from base 185 to 1381 and encodes 398 amino acids. Gene Ontology annotation, molecular function: ATP binding. The record is from RefSeq and is a predicted model, not a curated record. The transcript is spliced from 4 exons. Gene Ontology annotation, biological process: developmental process; DNA-templated transcription; regulation of DNA-templated transcription. Gene Ontology annotation, cellular component: nucleus.